Messenger RNA from Anneissia japonica, 1725 nucleotides. RefSeq names its product iron-sulfur cluster assembly 1 homolog, mitochondrial-like. Gene Ontology annotation, biological process: iron-sulfur cluster assembly. The transcript has 3 exons. Gene Ontology annotation, molecular function: 2 iron, 2 sulfur cluster binding. The coding region runs from base 84 to 470 and encodes 128 amino acids. Gene Ontology annotation, cellular component: mitochondrion; cytoplasm. NCBI's taxonomy places the organism in Eukaryota, Metazoa, Echinodermata, Crinoidea, Comatulida, Comatulidae. The record is from RefSeq and is a predicted model, not a curated record.
GAUGAUUUUCCCAUAUAAAAAAGUUAUUUAUGAUGGCGAUGACGAUCAAAACAAAUACAAAGUAAAAGUAAAAUAACACCAAAAUGGCAAGUAGAAUAUCAGCAACAGUUCGUGCAGUUAGUAGAAAAAGAUCAAUUCCUAGAAAAGCUGCCAUAGUCUUAACUCAAGCAGCUGUGAAUAAGGUGCGGACAUUACUUGAACAACGCCCUGACAUGGAAGCCUUGAGAAUUGGCUUAAAGACCAGAGGAUGCAAUGGUCUCUCAUACACGUUAGAUUAUACCAACGAAAAGAAAAAGUUUGAUGAAAUCGUUGAACAAGGUGGUGCCAAAAUAUACAUCGAUUCUAAAGCUCAACUAGGUAUUCUAGGAACUGAAUUGGAUUAUAUAGAAGAGAUUUUAUCAAGUGGAUUUGUUUUUAAUAAUCCCAAUAUUAAAGGUACAUGUGGUUGUGGUGAAAGCUUCAAUGUAUAGUACAUGGAUGAUCCUCAUGGUCAAGGGAGAAUAAAAGAACAUUUUAUUUGAAUUGGUCACUCAGUGCUGAUAACCUGUUCAUUAAAUCGAGCCACACUGUUUAUACACCAUUUCCAUUGCAAUCUGUACACUCCAUAGAUAUGCCGAAGCGAAUGGAGAAAGUUCUACCUGUUCCAAGCAUUUUCAUAUUAUACCGAGGAUGUCAAUGUAUCAAUAUUUUGAAAUUCAGCCUUUAGUCAUUGUACAUCAGUAGCCAUUAUAAUCUGCACUGUUGGGCAGUGUGCACAAGUUAACAUUGCAAUAGUUGAUAUAUCUUGGUUCAUGUUUGUUUCUACUAGUAUACUAUAGAGGCAGACUGCAUAAAGAUAAAGUGCAGAGACUAAUUUUAUAUACUCGCUAUACAAGUAAAUAACUUGACUGUUGAGGUAUCACACAGUACACUGUGAACAUUGCGACAGUCCUCUGUACGUAUUAUUGUGAAUGAUGAUGUAUGUAGAUUUCAGGAAUGUUUUAAGCUGUUAUUACUGUGCUAUAAAAAGAUUUGCCAUGCAUUCCAUGGCUUACUGUUAAUUAUAAUAAUGGUUUGAUUUAUGGUUGGACAUUGAAGUGGAAUUAAGAGGUUUACUAAUCAAAUAAUGGGAUUUUAUAGUAUUUCUUACGAUAUAUCAGGCUGCUAUCUGACACUUGGAAUAUGACUUGAAUUACUGGCUGGGUGGGGGAUGGAUGAUUGAGAGGGUUCAAAUACUGCAUGUUUGCUUUUGACAAGGAGUAGUAGCGUCCCAAUAUUAAGAAGAGCACAACAUUAUAAUGCAGAACACUAAGUUUUAAUGAAAGCAAAGCAAAUCAAUCUAGCUCAUUAAAGGUAUACUGCCUGCCAUUUAAAUCUAAUAAACUUGAAAAUAUACUUAUAUUAUUAUAAUUGCCAUGCAAUACAAACAACUACUCAUGCAAAAGAGUUUCAGGAAUGAGUUCCUUUAAUUGGAUUUGCAUUCUCACCGUAGCCUUAAUGGAUCAGUUAGCAGAAAGUCCCAGGUUCCAAUGCCUCUGUUUCAUUUUUCAAUCUCAAUAUUAGUUGAGAGUGAUAAUAUCAGAAUUUCAGGUUUUAUUUAUUUUUUGGGGAGGCAUUCACAAUAUUUUUGGUGACAGUAUAUUAGUAAUGACUUUGUUCUGUGUGUACUGUAUAUAAUUUAGAAAAUACUAUCCAGUAUUUAAUUAAUAAAAAGCAAUAUAUACGGGUUCUGUUUUGUUCAAAUCA